AUGGCUGAACAUGAACAUGAAUUUGAAGGCGGUGAAGAAGAAUUAGAGGCUCCCAAGGAUUCUUUAUGGAGAGAUGAACAUGCUAUGGAGAAAUCUGCAAACAUAGUCUAUUUUCUAACUCUUGGAAUUGUUUCAGGGCUGAUUUUGCGAGAAAUCAAUAAAAAAACAAAGUAAAGUAAAAUUGUAUUGAGUAGAUUUCCUUAUUCCCCUAUGAUAUUAUCAUUAGGCAUAUUAAUAGGAUUGCUUUAGAAGAGUUUAGGUUAUAUAGGUGAGAGUGCAAGUAUUUUGUCAAAAAUGCAUCCUCAUUUGAUUGUUUUUGUUUUUGUUCCAGUUUUGCUUUUUGAGUCAGCAUUUAAUUGUGAUUGGUAUACUUUUAAGUAUCAGAUGGUGAAUAUUCUAUUGUUAGCAGGUCCAGGAUGUGGUUGGGUAUGAUUUAAUCUAAAAUUAGGGAGCAAUUCUUUUGGGAGCAAUAUUUAAAUUAGUUUUAUAAUAUGAUGAUAAUGAUAUGACAUGGUAUUAAGCGUUUACGCUUGGAUCAGUAUUGUCAGCAACAGAUCCAGUGGCUGUGGUAGCAUUACUUAAAGAAUUGGGUGCAAGUUUAGCAUUCAAUCACUUAAUUGAAGGGUAUUAAAUUACUAUAUUCAAGAGAAGCUUUGCUUAAUGAUGGUGUUGCAAUGGUGUUUUUCAUCUUCUUUAAUAAAUUUUCAAAAGCUCAAAGUGGAAAAGGAGAGGCUGUUACUGCAAGUUAAGUGGCCAUCAAUUUCAUAAGAAACUCUCUUGUAGGGCCAGUACUAGGUUUGGUCUUAGGUAUAUUGGCAGCAUUAUGGACAAAGAGAAUUUUGGGAGAUGAUAUCGAAGUUACUUGGUUAACCUUUGUUUUUACUUAUCUAACAUUUUAUUGGGCUGAAUUUUGCUUUUUUAAAACAAGUGGUUUGUUGGCAGUGGUAGGAUUAGGAUUGUUUUGGAGUGCAUUUGGUAAAACUAGGAUUAGAUCUUCUGUUGAGCAUUCAGUCCAUACUGUUUGGGGAUUCGUCUAAUACUCUUGUGAUACAUUAGUAUUUGUAUUGGUUGGAAUCAUUGUUGGAACAUAAGUGAUUGAAGAAACAUUUAUUCAUAAAUCUGAUUACAUUAGAAUGAUUGUGUUUUACUUUUUUAUGAUUUUGGCUAGAUUCAUUAUGAUUCUAACAUUUUGGCCAUUUUUAAGAUGUUUUGGUUAUCCAAUCUCUAAGCCAGAAUUCAUUGUUUUAGUUUAUGGUGGUUUAAGAGGUGCACUUGGUUUGACACUUUCACUUAUGGUUGGUUGUGAUGAAGAGUUACCUGCAAGGUUUAGACAUUUAUCAGUGUUUUAUGCUGCAGGAAUGGCUGCAAUAACUAACUUAGUUAACGGUACAACUUGCAAAGCUCUUGUAUAAUAUUUGGAAAUGAUUGAAAAUCCAGUAGUGAAAAAGAAAGUUUAUAAGAAAUAUUUAGAAGAACUGAUAGUGAAUUCUUAGGAUAAAAUGAGAGAAUUAGAAUCAGAUCAAUUUUAUAGUAUGGCUGAUUGGAAUUAAGUGAAUUAACUAAUUGGAUAACCUAAAUUUAUAGAGAAAAUUGAAAAAUUAGAGACAGAGAUUAAAUAUAUGGUUGGAAAUAAUAAAGUUGCAGCCAAUUCAUCAAAUUUAUAUGAAGGGUUGACUGAUUAGGAAAUCUUUGGAGAAGUAAGAUAUAGAAUCUAUAGAAUUCUAAAAGGAUUGUAUUAUGAUAAAUUUGAAUAUGGAUUAUGUGAAGAAGAUACUGUUAGAUUGCUCGUAGAAUCUAGUGAUAUUGGAUUGGAUCACACAAAGUCUAUCCUAAAUAUUUGGGAUUAAUUAUACAAGAAUUUCCUUAAUUUUAGCAGUGUCAAUUUCUUUUUUAAAGUUAAAGAAAUCCCUUUGGUAGGUUCAUUUGCUAAAGAGUACAUGAUUAAGCAUUUAGGUUUUGUCUAUGAUGUUACUACUACAUUUUUAUCAUGUGCAGGUGAAGUUUUGCACUUAACAGAGAGUUUUCCAAUGGGCAAGGAUGCUGUGAGACUUGUAAUGGAAGAAAUGACAAGAGAAAUUGAUAAGGCUGAAGGUUAUUUGGGUAUAUUGAAUGAUACAUUCCCAGAGAUUGUUAGAGCCAUUUAAACAAAGAGAGCAUCUCAUUCAAUUCUAACUCAUCAAAGACAUUAUCUUGAUGACACUCAAUAAAAUGGUCUUGUCGAUGAAAAGGAAUAUUAAUUGUUAAAGAAGGAAAUUAAUAAUAGAUUAGUUGAUUUAGAGAAUCAUUAAUUUGAAAUGGUUUUACCUUCAUUUCAUGUUUUAGCUAUGGAAUUCCCAAUAUUCUCAGGACUUGUAUCAACUGAUUUGGAUAACAUAAUCAAAAGUUCUUAUGAAAAACGAUUUGCAUGUGACGAAAUAAUAUAUGAGUAAGGAAUGACAUGUCAAAAUAUAUUCAUUAUCAGUAAAGGUAAUGUCGUUGAUGAAUUUGAGGGAGGCUCAAUUAAAAAAGGGCUUGGAUCUCUGAUUACUUACACUAAUUUAAUUGGGGAUGGUACUUGCAUGAGUACAGCUAAGGCUACUGCUGAUUCCUUGCUUUAUUCAUUAAAUUUAAAGAUUCUUAGAGAUCUCAUGCAAAAGAAUCCAGAAUUCGAAUUUAAAAUUUAUAUCAAUUCUAUAGGUAAUUCUUAUUUUUAUACUAGAAUACUUAAGAAAGAUGUUUGAAAGUUAAGCAGGUCCUUUGGUCAAUUUGGAAAUUAAAAGAUUAAUGGACUUUUUCAGAACAAAAAGCAAGUUAAAGAAAUUAACUUAGAAUCAAAAAUGUGAUUUUAUUUUUGGAGGUUACUUAUUCAGAGGAGAACUGAAAGAUAUAAAUAACAAAGUUUAUCCAUAAUAUUCGUAUGUUUAAUUGUAAAUUUUGUUAGGUAUAUUCCACCUUAAGAAACUGAAUGUCUUGCUACUAAAGAUGGGGUUUGCUUGAUUUUUGAUGAUCAAGUGGAUUCAUUAAAUACUUAAAUGCUGAAACAGUUAGAUUUAGAUCCUCAUAAGGAUUAAUAGAUUUAAGAGAGAUAUUCCUAAAUCAAGCGUACUUCUUUACAAGAGAAAAAAAAACAUCAUUGAAAUUGUUUCAUUGAUAUGUAUAAAUUACAG
Messenger RNA from Paramecium octaurelia, 3146 nucleotides. The record is from the annotation of a GenBank genome assembly. NCBI's taxonomy places the organism in Eukaryota, Ciliophora, Oligohymenophorea, Peniculida, Parameciidae.